UUCUCAAUUCUGGCAACAGGAGACAGUCAAACCAGAGAAAUGAGAAACAUUCUCAUAGAACAGGAAGUAACAGCAGACGUAAUGCCAAUAGCAAGGAAGACAACUCUGAUGAGAAAUCUAGCAAGAAAGACGACUAUGGCAGUUUUUUGGCAGAAAAGGUCCUAGAGAUCAUGAAUAAAACUAGAGAACAGAUACAGGAUACAUGGGAUAAGGUGAAGGAUAUGUCAGAGAUCUUUUGGCACGAGCAUCAGCCGACCUUGUAUCGCCUACACGAUUCAUUUUCAAGGAAGUUCCAACAUCUAAGUAAGAGAUUUCAGAACAAACUGGCCAAGAAGAUGAAGAAAUGGUUUCGUAAAGGGAAAGAAUACACUCGCCAAUGGAGUAAUGGUCCACAAGCUAACACAAAGAGAAGACCAUAUCAAUCUGAAGAUGAUAUUUCGAGUUCUAAUCGUAGUGUUGAAGUAAGACUAGUGAAGCUAAGUCAUCAAGUACAGGCAUUGAAUGCCAAGAAAUUCCAAAAAUUGAAGGAUACGCAAAAGGUGCUGGAUAUACAAAAGGAAGUUCAGCAAGUUAAUAUUCUUGUCAAUGAAGGUGAUGAUGAACAAAUGGAGAAAAACAAGUUAACAGCUUGGUAUUUGAAGUGGUUAAGUUGUCAGUCACAGUGGUGGAGAAACUUGGAUGUUGUUAUGGUAACAGAUGACUGUUAUUUAUCCCUGUGUUGUUGGCAGGUCAAGGUCUUUGGUGGUGAUGCUAAACAGUGCAGAAAGGUCAAAAUUUGGCAUGGGAGAGUUGAAGAUACCUGCACAUUGGAACCUUUAGAUCAAACAAGAACAUCAAAGGAAAACAACCGUCAAAGUGAAUAUGGACCAGCAAACAAUGAUCAAAAAAAUGAAAACAAAAAUCAAGGUCCUUCUACUGCUCCAUACAAUAAUGAUGAACAUGAUCGCAAGGAACCAGCCAAUAGUAUGGAGGAGAACUGGUUCCUGGCUAGAGGGGAGGAUAGGGAAUAUAACAGGGAGGAACCAGACGACUGGUUCUUUAGGCGUCAAAAUAAACAAAAUGAACAAACAAGACAGGAACAUGAAGAUAGUGAUAUCAAUAAAGAUGACAAUGAUGAUGAUGCUGAUGAUAAUGAGCCUUAUUACUAUUAUAAUGAUGGCGAUUAUGAUGAUGAUGUUGAUGAUGAUGACAAUGAUGAUGAAUUUUGUGGUUCUAGCUACAAUGAUUGUAGUUAUGAUUUCCAAGCAGGCCAUUGUGGAUGUCCAUAGUCUGUAAAAUACAAGUAAUGUUGACACAAGUAUUUUUAUCAGAGUUAUUGUUACAGUCAUCAUGAUCUUUAAGAAAAAACAACUUGUUAAUAUUUGAAUAAGAAUGUAUUAAGGCUUUUGAAAAUAACAGAAUAGAUAUCAGAUAUUUUCGUUGAAACUUUGAGAUUAGCCAAAUAUUUUUCUGAUAAUUUCUAUGAUAUGUAAGUUACCUGUUUCACCUGAACUUUCCAUGUUUUACCAAAUGGAGUGUUAUAAUUUCUAAUAUCAGUAUUCUUAAAUAACCCUUGUUUGAAGUCAAUUACCAUUUUAAUUGCAGAAUGAUACUGGCAUAUUACAACAUAAGGCAAAGCAAAUUUUGAUUUAUUUGUUACACAUUACAUUGUCUAUUUUGUUAUUAAAAUUAAUCCGAGUAGAGUUUAGAACUGAGAAAAUGGUACAUAAUAAUAUUUUAGUUACAUCAACUUACAUCAAUAAAUUUUAGUACAAUACCUUUAUAUAUAUAAAUGUGCUCUUCUCUUCACUUUAUGUACAUGUAAUUAUUUUGAUACAUUGUUUUACCAACUCAUGUCUGUUAAGAAAGAAUUUAGGUUAUUCUGCUGAUGCUGUCUGUCCACUAGCUUCUUGUAGAGUUUAUAUAGGGUAAAGAACGUGACUUUCUGACAAAAGUCUGAAGUCAUAUGAUUUCUACCACUGAUACAAGUCGGUUUAUCACACUAAAAGAGAAAAAUAAAUUUAAAAUUGUAUUUUAAGUUUAAAUCAACAUAUAGUUGCAAAAAUAUAUACAUGUAUAUGUAUAUAAGAAUCAUCUUUUCAGAUCUAAAGGAAAUCACCUGGUAUAUUGAAUUGUGUUCUCAUAAAAGAAUCUCUCAAACAUGAUCAUUGGUGAAGGGUUUUAUUCAUUAAAUGUUACAUAUAAACGAAACAGGAUCCUUGACUAUUUUUCUGUCACAAUACAUCUAUUGACUGCUUUUUUCUGAGUGUUUUUUUAAUUAUUUUUUUUAAGAGACUUAAAUAUUUAUUGGUUCUGACUUUAUACACUUUUAGUGGUAUAAGUAAAUAUACAACAGCGCUUAUUGUGAGGCAAUCAUGUAUACUCAUAAUACUGUAGCAAAUCAUUCCUAUUUUAACUUUUAUUUUUCGUUAUAACAGAGUGACUGUGAUUUUGACCCAUUGUUAAUUCUUCCAUAUUUUAUUACAUUUUUGUUUUCAUAUAAAUGUUUGAAAAUUCA
Ruditapes philippinarum (Manila clam) is the source of this 2497-nucleotide messenger RNA. RefSeq lists its product as uncharacterized. Lineage: Eukaryota; Metazoa; Mollusca; Bivalvia; Venerida; Veneridae. The coding region runs from base 171 to 1268 and encodes 365 amino acids. The transcript has 6 exons. The record is from RefSeq and is a predicted model, not a curated record.